AGCCUUCCAAUUGACAGCACAGCCAUGCGAGCAAUACCUACGCCUUUAUAAUGGACCGUUUCCUUAGCUCACUCUGAUACUUGGGGUGCGCUCGGUCUCCUCACUUACGAGUCUGUACCUACUACCAUAUGUUUGCGUUUCAUUAUAUGCGUUCCCCUCUUUAUCUUAAAAGAUCCCUUCUCUGUCUGUUCACCUAUCAUAUGUCUUCCCUUUCUGUUUCUUGUAUGUUUUGGUCGUCUGCUUGUUUACGAAAAGUGCUGGUCUCCCACUAUGGAGGAAGCAGCAUUGUGGCCGGAAUGUUUGAGUAUGUUCGACGGCUGGAGCUUCGUUUCUGGCAAGGGACGGCGAUGGAAAGGAUUUCAACUUGUACCAUAGUAGUAAGCGGGUGGUAGUAGGAAAUACAGUAUGUUGGUUGCAUUUUUCCAUGAAUGCUAUCUACGUGGG
Messenger RNA from Aspergillus novofumigatus IBT 16806, 444 nucleotides. RefSeq lists its product as uncharacterized. Bases 129 to 392 code for a protein of 87 amino acids. The record is from RefSeq and is a predicted model, not a curated record. Lineage: Eukaryota; Fungi; Ascomycota; Eurotiomycetes; Eurotiales; Aspergillaceae. The transcript has a single exon.